CCUGGAACUAGUUUUCAAAAGUUCACUUGCUUUCUACAAUCCAAAAUAAAAGCAAAGUAAGCCAAAAAACAAGAGAAAGAAAAGAAAAUGGCUUUCUCAGGCCUCUCAUUUGCUGCUUCUCUCGUUGUCUUCUCAUCUCUAAUCAUAUCCUCCGUUGCUUAUUACGGCAAUGAAGCCGACCCCGAGACCGAAAAAUUGAUUCCGCUCGCCGUUGAAGGUGUCAUCAUGUGCAAGUCCGGUGACAAAUCUUACCCAAUUCAAGGUGCUACGGCGAGAAUUCAAUGUGUGAAGACAGACGCAUAUGGAAAAGAGUUGGUUCCAGUCUCAAUUCUGAGCAGCAAAAGCGAUGCCAGAGGUUACUUCUUCGCCACGUUUUUCCCUUCACAGCUUCGUGCAGGAAGGCUGCUGACCAAAUGCAAAGUUUUCCUUGCCCAAUCUCCAAUCGCUGACUGCGAUUUCCCGACCGAUGUGAACAAAGGUGUGAGAGGAUAUCCCUUGAACAAGUACCGUGUUCUUGAAGACAAGAGUUUCAAGCUUUACUGGGCUGGUCCUUUCUUCUUCACUUCUGAACCUACUUACUACUAACUGUCUUCUUUUGGUGAACAUGUUCUUGGAGUCUUUUCGUUUGUUUGAUUCGUCGUGUAACAACGUUGUCUGAAAAUGAGCUAAGAGUAUGUUUUUAAUCUGUUUAUCAUGACUUUUCAUGUAUGUUGUCUUUCUUCGGAAUUUUAUGGUAUUUGUUCUAAUCAUCUAAUCGCUAAAAUUGCUUCCCUCUUUUUCUUUUUUUUCAUAUAUUUUUUUUUGGUCAAAUUCUUUUUUAUAUAUAUAUGA
Messenger RNA from Thlaspi arvense, 831 nucleotides. The record is from the annotation of a GenBank genome assembly. Lineage: Eukaryota; Viridiplantae; Streptophyta; Magnoliopsida; Brassicales; Brassicaceae.